This is a messenger RNA of Anolis carolinensis (green anole), 3317 nucleotides long. RefSeq names its product zinc finger protein 703 (gene znf703). The record is from RefSeq and is a predicted model, not a curated record. Gene Ontology annotation, cellular component: nucleus. The transcript is spliced from 2 exons. Gene Ontology annotation, biological process: negative regulation of DNA-templated transcription. Bases 128 to 1765 code for a protein of 545 amino acids. Lineage: Eukaryota; Metazoa; Chordata; Lepidosauria; Squamata; Anolidae.
UUUGACGCGAGGCUGCGGGCGCGAGCGGAGGGACGGACGGACGGGCGGCUCUGGCUGGCGGCGUGGAGGCGCCUCGCCCGCGGAUCCUGGCCUCCCCUCGCCCUCCUCCUCUUUCUCCUCCUCCCAAAUGAGCGGCGCCUCGCCCGCUGGACCCCACGCACGGACCUCGCCCGACAGCGGUCACAGCAGCAGCAGCAGCCCCGUCUCCGCCGCCGCCGCCGCCCUUUCGCCGGCGCUCCUCCUGCUCCUUCCCCCCGGAGACCCCUUCCGCCAGGCCAAGCGGCUGCCCAUCCGGGUGCUGAAGAUGCUGAGCGCCCACGGAGGACACCUCCUGCACCCGGAGUAUUUGCAGCCCCUCUCCUCCGCCCCGGUCAGCCCCAUCGAGCUGGACGCCAAGAAGAGCCCCCUGGCGCUGCUGGCACAGACCUGCUCGCAGAUCGGCAAGCCGGAUCCUCCGCCCCCGAAGGCUUCUUCCUCGGUGCCGGACAAGGAGCCCUGUGGACGCUCCUCUGGGGCCAAGCCCGUGCCCGAUCCGCCUGUCGAGGAUAAGUCCAGCUUCAAACCUUACGCCAAAGGAAGCGGUGGAGGAGGCGGUGGCGGAGGAGGCAAGGAGGUCUCCGUGGGUCCUGAGAAGAGCGGCUUCCGCCUGCCCACCGGUGCCGCCUGCCCGCCUUUCCCUUCACCCCAAGGCUCUGCCGCCUCCCCGGGAGGCUCCCGAGGCAGCUCACCACAACAACAGCAGCAGCAGCCGACAGAAAACAAAGCCCCCGAAGAGAGGAAAGAGCCCGAAGCUGCAGCAAAAGCCAGCCUCGAUGGUGGGCAGGGCACUGAGGGCAACGACAACAUCUCUGGGCGCAAGUCAGAGCCCCCUGCGCCCCCCUCGCUGGGAGGAGGAGGCGCAGGAGGGGGAGCAGGGCAUGUGGCCCCGGUCUCCCCCUACAAGGCGGGCCACUCGGUCUUCCCGCUGCCCCCCUCUGGCCUGGGAUACCACGGCUCUGUAGUAGGGGCCUACGCGGGAUACCCUUCUCAGUUCGUGCCCGCCUUGGACCCUUCCAAGGUGAGCGGGCAACUGCCAGGAGCACUGGGCCUGCCAGGGAAGCCGCCCAGCUCCAGCCCCUUGACAGGAGCCUCACCGCCCUCCUUCCUGCAGGGCCUGUGCCGGGACCCCUACUGCCUGGGCUACCACAGCGCCUCCCCGCUGGGCGCCAACUGCUCCAGCUGCCUGCAUGACCCUUCGGGCCCCCUCAAGAGCAGCUACCCUCUGGUCUACCCCGGGCACCCUCUCCAUGGGGCCCUCUCUUCCAGCGCAAGCCCCAGCUUACCAGGCCACCCGCUCUACACUUAUGGCUUCAUGAUCCAGAAUGAAGCCCUCAGCCACAUAUGCAACUGGGUAUCGGCCAGCGGGCCUUGCGACAAGCGCUUCGCCUCCUCUGAGGAACUCCUGGCCCACCUACGGACCCACACGGCUCUGCCUGGGGCAGAAAAACUCUUAGCGGGCUACUCUACCUCUGCCUUGGGCUCCUCGUGCCACCUGCACCUGCCGCCCACCGCCCCUGGCAGCCCCAGCUCUUUGCCUGGCUCCCUAUCUUUGAGGAGCCCACACACCUUGGGACUCAGCCGGUAUCAUCCCUAUGGCAAGAGCCAUUUGCCCCCCUCUGGGGCACUGCCGGUGUCCUCUUUGCCCGCUGCCGCCGGACCCUACUACUCUCCGUACGCCCUUUAUGGCCAAAGACUCACCUCAGCCUCUGCACUUGGAUACCAGUAACUCCAACCCUGCUCCUCCCCAUCCAUCGCCUCUCCCUUAGUUCGGUCCUGUCUCCAGACUUUGUAUUUAUUGACUGUAUGUUUUAGCUUCAAAAAAAGCUGGGAAUAUAAGUGCAUUAAUACACCAAUGCAGGGCCAUAGCCUGGAAGGGGGGGGGGGUUAAGGGUUCAAUCCCCCCCUUCCCAAAAUAUGACAGGUUAAAAAAAACCUGGUUUACUCAUGAAUUUAAACCGGUUAACCAAUUUAAGAGUAAACAAUUUUUUUAACCUGACAAAUUUGGGGGGGGGGGGGGUUUGAACUUUUAAACCCUGACCUCUGGUUACGGCCCUGUAACUAUGGGUCAAUAGUAUGCAAAAAAGAAACAAAAACAAAUGAACAAAAUACCUGACCGGUUUUUUCAUUUUCCAGGUGUGGGGGCUCUUAUAAUGGUGUUUUCUUUUCUUUUUUAAAUUUCCCCAUUCAUGUUUUGUUUUUAAAAAAAAUCCCUCUCAAUGCCCAUUUAAAUGCAAAUGUGAGUAGAUUAAUAGGGACCGCUCCGGCAGGAAGGUAACGGCGCUUCAUGCCGGCCACAUGACCUAGGAGGUGUCUACGGACAACGCCGGCUCUUCAGCUUGAAAACGGAGAUGAGCACCAUCCCCCAGAGUCAGACAUGGCUAGACUUAAUGUCAGGGGAAAACCUUUACCUUUACCUAAUGCCCAUGAACUGUUUUUUGCAUGAGUGGCAACAAAAGGCAUUUCUUCCUCUCCUUUUUUUUCAACCAAAAAAAUCAAUUUCUCUUCCUUUUGUACAGUUACCAGAAAUGUAAUUUCUCUUCUUCCUUUCUUUCUUUUUUCCUCCCCUUUUGGUGUAUUAUGUUUUAAGGAAAGGGUGGUGGGGGGUCGUGUCAAACGGGAUAUGCCCUCAGCUUUGUUCUAACUGCAAGACCUGAAGGGCACACAUGUGCCGGCAUUGCAUGCAGUGAGACGCACACAGGGCUUUGAUGCUGGGGUGCGAGCCUGGAUCACUUGGACUCCCUAAAAUGCCAUGUCUUUUCUCUUCCACAACGUCAAAGAUGCGCUAGAAAGAGAAAGCAAGCUGAUAUACUCAUCCUGGUUACCUGGAUCUUGCUGAUGACAACUUAUACCAUUUUUUUAUUUUUUUCCCCCCUGGAUUUUUAAUUUUAAGGAAUUGGCAAACAUUCUCAUCGGACUGCAACAGAAGUACUUUCUCUCAUGCACCAAAAGAAUACCUGGGGAAGAACCUUUGCUUAGCUUAGCUCCAUCUCGGGAUUCUUUGAAACGAGUCUAGCUCGCCUGUGGGGGGCAAAUGUCCCUCGACUGUAGGCUCAAAUCUAAAUACCAAAAAAAAACAAACCUAAACAAAGCAACCCUCCCCAUCGCCCUGCCCUCCCAAUGGCCUCCAUCGCCCAAUUUCUGUGUUAGGGUUUGGAGCCCCAUCUCCCCCAGUCCCCAGUCCUCAGUGUAUCGCAGAAUGGAAGGCUGCGGACUAUUUGGGGUGGAUGAGCUCCAUUCUGGUAAGUCUUAUUUUGUUAAUAAAUGAAUACUUGGCUAUA